CCACAUCAGACAUUAGUGAAACUAGAAUUGUUGUGGUGCACAAACUUAUAGUUAUCUAAUUAUUAUUAUUCCAACCUCAUCCAAAAUCCCUUCUACGACGCUUCCAUUUUCUGCAGAGUUUUCUAUCUUUCACAGCUUCCUACGUCAUUUUUCAAAUUCUAUCUGGGUGUCUAUUACCGGAACAAACAAACGCAAAUGAGCUUCCCCAAGUUGGGUUUUAUUGCUUCAUGACCUCUACCACUAUGUUGGAGUCUUUAGCUUGGUGUCAAAGCUUUAAGGGAUAUGACCUUACCAAACAAAAGAGUCCGGGUUACACUCAUGCUAUUUCACGAGUUUAUAGAAGUUCUGCUUUCAUGCUUUAUUCAGUUAACAAGCAAGUGCCACUACUACCACGCGGUGCAAGUCAUGGGAUAAUUUAUAGGACUUCUGUUUCAGAAAACUUCUUUAAAAGGUCUCCUCUCAAUGUUCCAUCAUGGAAAGGAUUGUAUAGGCCGCGUUGGGAACGGCUGCGAACAAAUGUAGCAUAUGAUGUUGCUGGUGCUGUUGACGUCAUCAAUGAUUUAGGAUUGGAUACUCUUACUUUCUUGGCUGUGACCGUCAUAAUUGUGCCUACAUUCAAGUCACUUAAAGCCAGUCCUAUACUUGGUUUCUUCUGUGCUGGUGUGGUACUCAAUCAGUUUGGUUUAAUUAGAAACAUUACAGAUGUUAAAGUUUUAUCAGAAUGGGGGAUCCUUUUCUUGCUGUUUGAGAUGGGUUUAGAGCUUUCACUUGCACGAUUGAAAGCUCUUGCAAAAUAUGCUUUUGGGAUGGGAUUGGCUCAGGUUGUACUGUCCACUUUAGCAUUUACUGCUUUUGAACUUCCUCCAAAUGGAGCCGUCGGAACAAAAAUUUUGGAAUUUCUUUUCCACUCUAGGCCUGAUCUGGUGAACAUCAGAAGUAUCGAUGAAGCCGUAGUGAUUGGUGCUGCUCUCUCUCUUUCAUCUUCUGCGUUUGUUCUACAGCUUCUUGCAGAGAAAGGUGAACUUCCCACAAGAUUUGGUUCAGCAACUCUUGGAAUACUUCUUUUGCAGGACUUAGCCGUUGUCCCUCUUUUAGUCAUACUUCCCAUACUAGAGAGCCAGAAUAUAUCUGAGGAAAGUAUUUGGCCCAUGCUUGCUCAAGAAAGUUUAAAGGCAUUAGGUGGAUUGGGUCUGCUUUCUCUUGGGGCAAAGUACAUUCUCAGACGAGUUUUUGAGGUUGUAGCAGAUACAAGGAGCUCAGAGGCUUUUGUUGCUCUUUGCUUGCUGACUAUUGCUGGGACUUCACUAGUCACACAGAAUUUGGGCUUCAGUGAUACGCUUGGAGCUUUUUUAGCUGGGGCAAUUUUAGCAGAGACAAAUUUCAGGACCCAGAUUGAAGCUGACAUAAGACCAUUUAGAGGCUUGUUGCUUGGGUUGUUUUUCCUAACUACGGGAACUUCAAUUGACAUGCAGCUCCUUUUGCGAGAGUGGCCAAAUGUACUUUCACUUUUGGGAGGUUUAAUUGCCAUAAAAACAUUGAUCAUAACUGCAAUUGGUCCUCGUGUUGGGCUUACUCUACAAGAAAGUGUAAGAAUAGGAUUGCUUCUAUCCCAAGGAGGCGAGUUUGGAUUUGUUGUUUUCUCUUUAGCAAAUAGGCUUGGGGUGCUUCCUCUUGAGCUCAACAAGCUGCUCAUAAUUGUUGUUGUAUUGUCAAUGGCAUUAACCCCAUUUCUGAAUGAAGCUGGAAGAAGGGCUGCUAAUUUUAUUGAAGAAAAAUCUGCUCCCGAGAAUAAAGCUUCUGAGAUGGUUGACUUCAAUGCUAGAGAACCUGUUGUUAUCCUUGGAUUUGGACAAAUGGGCCAGGUCCUUGCCAAUUUCCUCUCCAAUCCAUUGGCUUCAAGAGGAGAUGGUGAUUUAGUAGGAUGGCCUUAUGUGGCAUUUGAUCUUGACCCCACAGUAGUAAAGGCAGCUAGUAAACUUGGUUUUCCAAUUCAAUAUGGGGAUGGAUCGCGUCCAGAUGUUCUUCAUUCUGCUGGUGUCCAUUCUCCCAAAGCUAUCAUGUUAAUGUACACCGGGAAGAAGAAGACAAUUGAAGCUGUUCAGAGGCUAAGAAUGAGUUUUCCUUCAAUCCCAAUCUAUGCUCGAGCUCGAGAUCUGAAGCAUCUUUUAGAUCUGAAGAAAGCAGGUGCAACGGAUGCCAUUUUGGAAAAUGCAGAGACUAGUUUGCACCUGGGUUCUAAGCUGCUGAAAGGCCUUGGUGUGAUGUCUGAUGAUGUAGCAUUUUUGAGUCAGCUUAUUAGAGAUUCCAUGGAGCUACAAGCUCAAGAAGCAAUUAGCCAAUCUGAAUAUCGUGAAUUAGAUAUUAUGAAACCUCUUCAGGUGAAAGUUACUGAAAAGGAGGAACGUGUAGCAGUGACAACAACUUCACAAGAAUCUGAAUUAUCAGAAAUGAAUCAGAAAGAUCAAGCUUCAUUGGUUAUAAAUCAGAGGGAAGUAGAUACAGAAGAACAAGAUUAUAAACUAAAUGAAGCUGUGAAUUUACAAGGAAAUGGUGUUUUACUUAGCCAACAAAGUAUUGAAGAAAGCUCAAUGGUUGCAUCUACAGAUGCUCCUAGACAGAAGAAUCUAGUAGACCCAUCAAUCCCAUCUUCCCAUACUGCCACUGAGGAACCCUAAAUAGGGCUUCUUCCCAUUUGUUUUGCUCCUCUAACCCCUAUAACUUCUGAAAGAUUUCAGGAAGUUGUCAUUUUUAUUGCAGAGCUAACAAUAUAUGUAUAGGAAACUUCCCAAUGUAAGAGUUUGUAGAACAGCAUCAUUCCAACUCUGAUGCUCACUUCAAUUCUUUGAGAACCACAAAAUGUAUAGUAAUUUAACACCAUUAAAAUAAUUUUUAUCUCUUGUGGGAAAUCGUAAACAGUUUAAGGUGAUAUCAAA
This is a messenger RNA of Cajanus cajan (pigeon pea), 2933 nucleotides long. RefSeq names its product K+ efflux antiporter 3 (gene KEA3). NCBI's taxonomy places the organism in Eukaryota, Viridiplantae, Streptophyta, Magnoliopsida, Fabales, Fabaceae. Gene Ontology annotation, cellular component: membrane; chloroplast. Gene Ontology annotation, biological process: potassium ion transport; proton transmembrane transport. Gene Ontology annotation, molecular function: antiporter activity. The record is from RefSeq and is a predicted model, not a curated record.